AUGUAUCAGAAGCGAUUAAAGAAAGAACGAAGAGCAAGGAAACGCUUGCAAGAGCAGCUGGACCUGGAGAUCAAGAGGCGCACGCAACUCGAAGAAGCAUUGAAAGCAACGGGGGCUUCCCCCGAGCAGGUCAGAGCGAUCACUGAAAAUGUGACGGUGGAGGCACGCACGAGUUCAGAACCGCCGGAAGCUAGUCCGGUGCACUCGCAGUCGCAGCAACAACCAUCACAGCAACAGUCGUCCCAGCAACCCCUUCAGCAACAGCAACAAGCCCAACAGUACAGGGAGGCCCAGGUGCCGCGUCCCUCCCAACAACCCUCCACCCCCGAAAAACCGGCAUGGGGAUACGGUUUGGACCUGAUCGGCAGUCAAGCAUCCGCCUUCUGGCAGAAUUAUCAAGAAUCGCUGGUGCAAGAACUCGAGCUGGAGAGAAAAUCGCGGCAGCAUCAGGCGGCCGAGAGGGACCAAGUGAAGUCUCCUCUUCAAGGUGGGUUUACCGGUGACGCUUCGACGCCACUGAAUCUCGAGCAAACACGGACACCGGUGAUUUAG
Messenger RNA from Heterotrigona itama, 552 nucleotides. NCBI's taxonomy places the organism in Eukaryota, Metazoa, Arthropoda, Insecta, Hymenoptera, Apidae. The record is from the annotation of a GenBank genome assembly.